AUGGAGAAAUCACCAUCUAAGAUGAGAAGGAAAAGGAAAAGAACUGAUGAUGAGAAGAAGGGUUUGAGUUUGAGGUUCACAGAGCCAGAAUUGGACGCAGCUUUACAGCUAAUUCAACUCAGCGGCGAUUCGGAAGACAAGGAUAACGAUAAUAGCACCAUCGACGUUGUACAAUUGAAACAUGAAAAUCAAAGCAACGACGAUACAGAUGAUGUAUCUUCCGCUAUGAUUGAGAUUGAGAGUCCCACCAAGAAUUUCGAAAAGGAAACGUGCUCGGGAAGAAAGAGAAAGUCGAAGUCGAAGUUUCGGUCCAUCGUUGAUCUCUACAGAAUGACGAAGCCUUUGAUGAUCGGCAAGCAUGGCAUGAAGACCAGGAGAUGA
This is a messenger RNA of Ilex paraguariensis (yerba mate), 381 nucleotides long. The record is from the annotation of a GenBank genome assembly. NCBI's taxonomy places the organism in Eukaryota, Viridiplantae, Streptophyta, Magnoliopsida, Aquifoliales, Aquifoliaceae.